AUGGAUGAUGGGAAGCCGCUGGAGGGUCCGGUGACGGGACUUCCCUCCGUGCUGCUAGAUCUGCUCGGCCCGAUUGACGUGAAUGUUAUCGUGGAUGGCCCGAUCACGGUGACCGGUCUCGUUGACGUGAGGGUGACGACAGGGCUCGUAGUCGGAGUGUUCGGGCUUCCCGUGGUCAGCGUUAAUGUUGAGCGCAGGGUUAGCGGAACAGUAACGACGAUCCUUGUAGUUGAGUUUGCUGCACGGGUUGAGCUCGAGCUGGGCGAAAUUGGGCUGCCCUCGGUGCUGCUAAGCGAAGUGCUGUUAGUGGGCGGUAUUGAGUGCGUGUAUGAUGGUGAGGACGUUCCAGACGAAGGAGUGACUGGACCGCCCGUAGAUCCAAGGAAGGACGAAGAAGACGAGGCCGAUCCUGUAGGAGACGCAGACGUCGUUGCAUUUGGAAAGUAUACUGACGAAGAAGCGGGUACAGACUCGAUGUGGCUUGAGGACGGAACAACAGGACCGCCUGUGGUUGCAUUGCCUGGCACCGAAACAGUCGAUGAAGGGAGCGGUAAUGACGUCGUCAGUAUCGGAGGAUAG
Molecule: messenger RNA, 579 nt
Organism: Coniosporium apollinis CBS 100218
Lineage: Eukaryota; Fungi; Ascomycota; Dothideomycetes
Exons: 1
Coding region: 1-579 (192 amino acids)
Source: RefSeq, a predicted model, not a curated record